AUUUCUCUAUCGACGAUAUUUUUCAUCCAUCGUGAGGAAUUUUCAAAAUCCAUAGCAAUUCCGUCUAAUGGAUUACAUUCGCGGGGAUGUUCUUACAAAAGCAGAGCUACUUCUCCCGGCUGGCAAAGUCCUACCCGAUUCUAAAGCUCGUUGAUGUAUACGAUCGUCAAUCGUUCAUACGGGUGUACGUGUUGGACAACGUCUACGUUUGCGUUCUGGUGCACAUACUCUUUUACGUUGCUCUGUGGUACGCCACUACGGUGAUAAGAAAAAUGGAGAAGGCGAACAAGGAGAUGCUAAAAAUCGUGGAGGAGAACAGAACGAGACUGGAAGACGUAGCGGCGUUGAAAGAUAAGAAAACGGAAUACGACGAGGCGGUGGUUAAAGUGAAAGAAGCGCAGAGAUUAACAUCGCAGGAUCUGGAAGACGAGAUGCAACGUCUGAGCACGGAGCUGAUCAACGCAGAGGACAAGCUACUGGAACUGGAGAAAGUGGUGAAGAAAUUAAUUUUCAGUACAUAUCCAGCGGAGAAUCGUGCAAGAGUUCUGCGGGCGACGUCGCUGACCGAGAAAACGAACGCGCGGGGCCGUGUUUCGGCGAAGGACGAACGGUCUCGCUCGAGAAUCUCAAGAUACUCGAACCGUCAUUUCCACCGCCGCAGCCACCGGAACCUCCACCUAGGAAGUAUGGGAUCUUUGUCUCUCGACCUCCUGGCCAACGUCGUCCACCUCCCGCGGCAACAGCUGCGACUGCACCCCCAAAAAUCGGACACAAGUAACUACGCAUCCGUGGAAGCUCCCGAGGAAUCCACGAUUUAUCACCAGCCUGAUAAAUUCAUGUGGAGUGCUGGAGAUCGUCGACGAGACGAUAGACGAAGAAAACGAUCAGGAAAAUUCGCUAGUAGUGGCAUUUCGGCGCGUUUUAAUGUGAAAAAAUUGCACGACGAAUCUCUGAAGAAUGUGACACCUUUUACCAGAUCGUUGUUGGGUCUCGUUACAAUUUUUACGCAGAAAAAAUCUUAAAUAUACUGCUUACAAGUAGACUAUAUAAUAUAUUUCUUAAAUAUACCAGUUACAAGUAAUUGCAAUAAAUUGAAUAAUAUAUAGGAAAUAUUACACACUUUCUACUUUAUAUUUAUCUUCUUCAUACAUAAUUAUAUUACAUAUAUAAAAUAUUGCUUGCCCUUUUCUAUGAAAUUGACUCGUUGGGAUUAAGCAUCUCUAAUAUCAUGAACAUUUGUAACUUGUACCCACUCUUAUUAACUCCGGAUACAGAAAAACUGCGUAUCCGAAUAACGAGACUUUCUCAUUUAUAACACUUACCGCUAACAACAAAUUACAUAAGUAAACCGAACGAAUAUAAGUACGUAAUAUAUCCGCGAGCUAACAUAAACUUCUUACCGCGACAACAGCUCGGUGCUUAUUCAACGAAAUUGCAGUUUUCUGCCAAGUCAUUCAACUAUUCAUCAGCAUACACUGAAUAUUUACUUCGUGCAUAUCGUUAAUCGUAAUUUGCAAAAUUAAUAACCACGUUUACGUCGAAUACUAGUGUCAAGGAAAAACAAUAUUCGUAUUACACGAUCAUACACUGUAGAUUAUCAGACUUUUUCUCACGCGACUAUAGCAGUUACGAAAUACUCUGACGUCUUUACAGACGUGUGUCAGAGUGCAACGCGUACACGAUGACUCUGUGGGAAAGUGAAAUUAAAAAUAGAAUCUAGUUUCAAUGCAUAUUGCGUAGAAAAGUGGUAAUUAAAGCAAAAUCAAUUAACCGAACUUGAACGAAUUUAUGAAAAUUUAUUAUUAUGGAAAUUUAUAAAGUAAUGCAAACGUAUCUAUAUGGACUUCGAAGAUAGUGCGUGACUGAUCUUUUGUCUGAUCUGGACGUGCACGUAUCAUUGCCCUUGGGCAAACUGGUUUACUCGAAGAAAAAUUCUUUUUGUUCUACGUACGCAGGAUAUAUCGUGGAACUGGAAAAUACAUUUAUUCAGGAUUGUGAGAGCAAGCAUCGUAUUACAUGUGCAGAACUGUUGUUGAAAAAUAAUUUCUCCAUAUAAAUGUUUAUUUCGUUGUGUAUCAAGAUGUUGAAGAAUGAGAAGAAAAUUUUAAUGCUGUUAAUGUUAACAAAACAAUAACACAUUUGAUACCUGUAUUUAACAAAAUAUUAUUUGUUACUAACGAAGCAAACUGAAAUUAUUAAGUGAUAUAAAUAAAACUGUUUCAAAGAAAA
Molecule: messenger RNA, 2229 nt
Organism: Bombus pyrosoma
Lineage: Eukaryota; Metazoa; Arthropoda; Insecta; Hymenoptera; Apidae
Exons: 9
Coding region: 87-1022 (311 amino acids)
Source: RefSeq, a predicted model, not a curated record